AUGUCGUCUUCCGAAGCAGCGAAUGCUGCAAGUAGCCACCAGGAGCAGAGAGAGCAGAAGGUUCUUGAUGUCAUGUUUCUCUGCGACGAAUGGAAAUCUUCGAAGGGUGGAUUAUCGACUUUCAAUCGAGAAUUUGCCAUUAAUUUGGCAGAAGCGACGACUGGUAGCAUGAAAAUCCAUUGCUAUGUCUCUAAUAGCGAUGAUCAGGACAGAGAAGAUGCUGAACAACAUGGUGUCAAUUUAAUCACAGCUGGAAGUGUUCCUGGUUCAGCCGACCCCCUCGAGUGCUUGAAGUUUCCACCCUCAAAGCUCCCAAAGCCACAUCUGGUAAUAGGCCAUGGACGAAAGCUGGGUAGUCCUGCGUAUUCCCUUGUACAGAUUACAAAGUGUAAAUGGAUCCAAUUUGUUCACGUCUAUUGUGAGGACCUUGGGAAAUAUAAAGAAUCUGCUACGGCUGCAGAAGAUACAAUCGAAGAGAACGAGGCGAAGCAUAAGAUGGAAAUUGAGUUAUGUAAAGCAGCGGAUGCAGUUGUCGCCGUUGGCUCCCGUCUACAACAGAAGUACAGCAGACGUCUCCUUAAUGUUGAAGUGAAGAUUAUCACUCCUGGGAUCUUUGGAAAGUUUUCCAGUGAAUCAAAGUUGGCUGUAGACAGAUCGGUAGUAAAGAAUUUCAACGUGUCUAUGUUUGGCCGAGCUGCUUUCGAGGAUCUUUCCCUGAAAGGCUAUGAUUUAAUUGCAAAUGCCAUUGGUUCUCUUGGUAAGAACUUUGAGUUGACAUUUGUCGGCUCAUCUCCCGGUGAACAACGAAAAGUUGAGCAAUGGUUUCUUGACAACACGUGCAUCAACCGCAACCAACUAACCAUCCGUCGAUAUUGCAGUGAACAAGAGGAACUCAAGGUGAUGUUCUAUCAGUCAGAUUUGGUUGCUCUGCCAUCCCGUACCGAAGGAUUUGGGCUUGUUGCCCUCGAGGCCAUCUCGGCUGGUGUUCCAGUACUCGUUUCUGAUGAAUCUGGCAUAGCUGAAGCUUUGCAAAAAGUAGAAGGUGGAAACACUGUCAUUGUUGGAUCAGGUGACGAUAAAGAUGAAUGGGCACGAAGGAUCAGAGAGAUGUAUGAAGAAAGCGCAGAAGAGAGAGAAGCCAAUGCUGUGAAGCUUCGCGAGAACUACAGGAAAGUUUACUCUUGGAAAGCAGAAUGUGAGAGGUUUAAAGGGCUGAUUGAAAAUGUUGUGAAAACUGCAAAUGGUGAGCCCACUUCUUUUAAUUUUUCUUUUUUUUUCAGUACAUUUACUGAAAUGUCAUGCUACAUGUACAAGCUAAACCUUAUGUGUAGAAUGAGCCACAUAAGAUAAACUGAAUACUAGUACAUGUAGAUAAGCAUUCGAACAAGUAAAGUGCUCCUGUAUGUCCGGAGUUGUUACAUUUAUCUCGACUUGUGGUUGUACCACAAGUGAAUUGUCUUCUUGAAUUUUUUUUAUAUUAAAUAGAGGGGUAUGUAUCUUGCACCAAUCAGAUUGCCACUUAUGAGUAUGUAUCUCACACCAAUCAGAGUGCUGCAUGAGGGUAUUUAUGUUGCACCAAUCAGAUUGCUGGAUAAGGAUAAUCGCCACAUAAACUGCUGUGUUAUGCAAGGAUUUUUGGCCCUGAGAAAAGCUGUAACAACACAUGUGAAAAAAUAUUGUAUUUUUUCAUGUGUUGAUAUAGCCAAUCAGUUGCACGUCAGUUGCCUUUGGCACCACUUGGUCAGGUUGAUGAAUGAAUGGCAAAGCCUUCAUGAUUCUCAAUACAAGUUGUUUGUUGGAGUUUUCUCGAAUUAUGGCGGCUAAAACACUUAAAAAAUCCUUAUCACUGGCAGACAAUGAGGUUCAAAGUUUCCUAGAAAGGGAAGGAAACCAAUAUACUAAAGAAAAACCAGAAGUUGUGUAUUCAGUGGCUUUGGUGUUAGCAUUUCUCUUGUCUGAGAAUGAAAAUUGACAACUGGAAGAUUUGCCAUCAGCUGAUUUUGGCUGUUUACCUGAAAGACUUCUUCUGUCAGUAAGGACAGCAUUCAAAGUGCAAUCAGAACAUACCCGAUAAUAGCACUACAUGAACAUUGGGUAAUUUUUAAUGUGCUAGAAUUGUACUCCACCAAUCAAAUUCCAUUUUACCUCAUUAGACUUUGCUCCAUGACAUGUCAUUUUCCUGUAGACAACUUGCAUUUUAUCAUGUAUUCUAACUGCGUUUUCUAACCCCGCUAAAAGAAAUUCACACAGAACAAAAUGGGAUUGAUAGUGAACUUUCCUUGCAAUUCUCCCAUGUUUUGAAUUUGUCUACAAAUAAAAUUUGCUUUUAGCUACCUUGGACUUAACCCAAUUGCAUGUCAAUUUAUUGUAAACAACCUUCGUUUUAUCAUGUAAUUCACACACAGAGGGCACAGUCUAGAUAGGCAACAACCAAUCAAGGAGCCCUCUUUGAAUUAUUAUCCUUUCCUCUUGUUCAAUGUAUCUUCACUUAAUCAAGAUUGUAAUUAGAGACACAACAGAACUUCAGUGUGUGUUUUGUAUUAAAAUUAGAUGAAAUCCUAUUUUUGGGACAACUAACUGUAGACAAGUAAUUUUGAUUUUCUCUCCGCAAGAGGAACAGCAGUGAACAUGGUCUCUUUGGUAACCAUUAUUUGGUCUCUUCACCCAACAUGCUCUCUCUCAAAUGGGGAAUAGGCAGUGUUAUGUGAGGAGACCAAGCAACAGCUGCAAAGGAGACAACAGUUAGCGUGGCACUUAUGCAAUUUAUUUUUCCUUAGAAGUAUUCGGACAAUAGAGAAAAUAGGAAUGAUAGAAUGAGAUAAAGAUGCAAAAAAAAACUGAAACAGAAGCGAUACAUACUGUAUGUGGUAAUCAUUUUCAUCAUAAUGUUGUUGGUAUCUGUUCAUUGGUAACAAGCUCUCUGUUUGUUUGCUUUUGCCUCAAUAUAAUGUUCUCACAUUUUAAUGGUUAAAUAGGUAAGAGGUGAAAAAACCUUGUUAUAGUAAGAUUAAAUUUGACUGUUACAAUUUAACAGGUGGUAAGUUGAAUGUUAAGGUUGCGGUGGAUGACUUGAAACCUGAAGAACAGAAUAUGCAGACUGGCAUGUUGGCAACAGAGUCUGCCAGAUGUCAAGGGGUUCCGCAGCCUAGGGCAUCUGCUACAUCAACUGCAUCUGGAAGUGUGUCCUAUUCACAGAAAGAGGAUCUCAAUGCCCUUGAAAAGAAAAUCUUUCUAUCAAUUGUGCAAAAUUAUCUCCAGACCACACCACCACAGUCUCCUGAAGAGCACAGUAGGUUCAUGGAAUACACACAAAAAAUGAGGCUCAUCAUUACUGGUGUUGCUGUAGGAAGUUUGGUGAUAACAGUGAAGUGUGAAUCUCUAAAGAUAUUGGAGGAGUUGUGGACAGAUUACUCAUCUGGUCAUCUUGGUGAAGUGGUUCAGAAUUGUUUUGUCACUGAAAAGAUCUUGAAGGAACUGAACCUGGCUGAGCUGAGGCUGAAGACAACAAUAGACAUAGAAGAGUACCAUGCAAGUAAAAUGUUCUUUGAGAAAGAUGCUCUUAGAGGUUGGUAG
Pocillopora meandrina is the source of this 3573-nucleotide messenger RNA. The record is from the annotation of a GenBank genome assembly. NCBI's taxonomy places the organism in Eukaryota, Metazoa, Cnidaria, Anthozoa, Scleractinia, Pocilloporidae.